This is a messenger RNA of Cornus florida, 2450 nucleotides long. Its product is annotated as sterol 3-beta-glucosyltransferase UGT80A2. Gene Ontology annotation, biological process: carbohydrate metabolic process. The transcript has 14 exons. The record is from RefSeq and is a predicted model, not a curated record. Bases 295 to 2205 code for a protein of 636 amino acids. Lineage: Eukaryota; Viridiplantae; Streptophyta; Magnoliopsida; Cornales; Cornaceae. Gene Ontology annotation, molecular function: hexosyltransferase activity; UDP-glycosyltransferase activity.
CCCAAAUUGUCCUCUCAUGAACUGACGGUUCUACCCGUCCUUUGCCGUGCCCCCCCUCCCGCUCGGUCCGAUUACAAUCUCAGACCCUCCACCCACUCCCUCGAACGUGGCCCCUCUUUCUCUCUCUACUUUCGCUCUCUAAAAUCCUUCUCUCCCACAAAAGAUCUCGCCUCCAUAGAUAUUUUUCUAUAUUUAUAUACAUAUAAGAAGUUUCUGGAAAGUUCUGUCGAUCUGGAUCGAGAACAGCAAAAGCGACUCGGCAGAGAGAGUUCGCCGGAGUCGGUUGUGCCAUCGAUGGCGGAGUUGCCUCCGAAGAACGAUAGUGGAAGCUCCUCCGGUGAAGUUCCGGUCGAAUUCGAACGGGAAGUUGCUGCUGAAAGUAGCUGUAGUGUUGCUGAAUUGGACAGCAGGGAGGUGGUUGCAGGUGGUUUGUUAUCCAACGGCGGCAGUAAUUCGUCAGGGACUGGUGGUAGUAAUCUUCCUAGAGUCAAUACUUUACCAGUGAGGAUACUGGAUUCUGACAAAUUAGAGCUGCCUUCAAGCCCGAUUAAGUUGGAAAGAUCAAAAACUGAGAGACAUAGACAUAAAAAUAUACUUCCUGAAGAGGCAGCACAAAUUUUCAACAACAAAAUUUCGGUCCAGGAUAAGCUCAAAUUGUUGAACAGACUAGCUACAGUGAAAGAUGAUGGAACUGUGGAAGUGGAAUUUGAAGUUUCAGGAGAUGUCAAACCCCAAGAUCUUGGCGUUGGAUCUGAAAAUAUUUGUAAUGAAGUUGAUGAUGAUACUUUGUGCUCAACAGAACCUCAAUAUAUCCCGCCACUACAAAUAGUGAUGCUUAUUGUUGGUACACGUGGUGAUGUGCAGCCAUUUAUUGCUAUUGGCAAACGUCUGCAGGACUAUGGUCAUCGUGUUAGAUUGGCUACUCACUCGAAUUUCAAAGAAUUUGUCUUGACUGCCGGGUUGGAAUUUUACGCUCUAGGCGGAGAUCCAAAAGUUCUUGCUGAAUACAUGGUUAAAAAUAAAGGUUUCUUGCCAUCAGGACCUUCAGAAAUACCCAUUCAACGAAAUCAAAUGAAGGAAAUAAUAUACUCUUUACUUCCUGCGUGCAAAGAUCCUGAUGCUGAUUCUGGGAUUGCUUUCAAAGCGGAUGCAAUAAUUGCCAAUCCCCCAGCAUAUGGGCAUAUACACGUUGCAGAGGCUCUGAAAGUACCAAUUCAUAUAUUCUUCACAAUGCCAUGGACGCCGACUAGUGAGUUUCCACAUCCUUUAUCCCGUGUUAAGCAAUCAGCUGGAUAUAGACUGUCAUAUCAAAUUGUUGACUCUCUGAUCUGGCUUGGGAUACGAGACAUGAUUAAUGAUGUUAGGAAGAAAAAGUUGAAGCUACGACCAGUUACCUAUUUGAGUGGUUCACAAGGUUCUGAAUCUGAUGUGCCACAUGGAUAUAUUUGGAGUCCUCACCUUGUUCCCAAACCGAAAGAUUGGGGACCUAAGGUCGAUGUGGUGGGGUUUUGCUUCCUUGAUCUGGCAUCAAAUUACGAACCUCCUCAACCACUUGUAGACUGGCUUAAAGCUGGUACAAAACCUAUUUAUAUUGGCUUCGGUAGCCUUCCUGUUCAAUCACCAGAGAAAAUGACCCAAACAAUUGUGGAAGCGCUGGAAAUGACUGGACAAAGGGGCAUCAUAAACAAAGGCUGGGGUGGCCUUGGUAACUUGCCAGAACCAAAGGAUUAUGUAUAUUUACUGGACAACUGUCCCCAUGACUGGCUUUUCUUACAAUGCGCCGCUGUGGUGCAUCACGGGGGUGCUGGUACAACAGCUGCUGGUCUUAAAGCUGCGUGUCCAACAACUAUAGUGCCAUUCUUCGGUGACCAACCCUUUUGGGGAGACCGAGUGCACGCCAGAGGGGUAGGUCCUGCACCCAUACCCGUGGAUGAGUUCUCACUGACCAAGCUGGUUUAUGCAAUUAAGUUCAUGCUAGAUCCUCAGGUGAAGGAGCGCGCAGUCGAACUUGCCAAGGCCAUGGAGAGUGAAGACGGGGUGACAGGAGCAGUGAAAGCCUUCUUUAAACAUCUUCCUCAAAGAAAGCCCGACCCCGAGCCUGCACUUGCAGCAUCAAGUAAUCUUCCUCAAAGAAAGCCCGACCCCGAGCCUGCACCUGCAACAUCAAUUUUUUCCUCUUUUAGUAGGUGUUUUGGUUGUUCGUAAAUCGUGAGUGAAUGUUGUUUUCAGUUCUUUUAGAUUUGUGUAUUCUUGAUCAAUCAUAACAUUCAUACAUAUAUCACGUGUUAUAUAGAGGGAGACAUGCUCAAAAAGUGCUUUCUCCUAACAUUGCUCCAUGACCUUGGUUCUAACCCAUUCUGCAUAUGAUAUCCUGCUCUCAAGAGUUGUAUUGGUCUUUGUUCAUUAUGGUCACCAUUCAUUUAUCGGAAGAAAUAUAUAUUUGUUAUCAA